Messenger RNA from Xyrichtys novacula (pearly razorfish), 3986 nucleotides. The record is from the annotation of a GenBank genome assembly. NCBI's taxonomy places the organism in Eukaryota, Metazoa, Chordata, Actinopteri, Labriformes, Labridae.
AUGGUGAGUUGAAGUCGUUCAUAUUCAUUCAGUCAAAGUGGUCUAAGUGUGUAGAGAUGUGUUUGAUUGUAGGAAGUAGUUUGAAGCAGUUUGAGGGCCUGAUGUUGAUGGAUGUUCACGGUUCCUCCGUGCUGUUGUACCGGUGAGCUGGUGAGCUCCAGCGUGGCGCCUCCAUGACUGAUGAAACCUCAGCUGACCUGCAGGGCUUCUCACUUAGAGCUGUUUAAAGCAUAUUGUGGAGACAGUGUCGUUUCUGUGAAGCUAUAUAAAGUCCCUAAUACAUUGUUAUUGUAAUAUCAUGUUGUUAUAUUUAGUCCUCUGUCAUAGUUUGUAACUUAACACAUCUACAUCUUCUUUUCUGUCAGGGCUUCGUCAAAGUGGUGAAAAACAAGUCCUACUUCAAAAGAUAUGAAGUCAAAUUCAGGAGAAGAAGAGGUAAGUCAUUGAUGAAGUCAAACCAUACACUUAACCCUGACACAGAGCUCACACCUGUAAACCAUGCCAAUGUUUUAACAGUGUCUCAGUAAUCUUAUAUACUUGUCAACUCUACAGAGGGGAAAACUGAUUUCUAUGCCCGUAAGCGGCUGGUUGUGCAGGACAAGAACAAGUACAACACCCCCAAGUACAGGAUGAUCGUCAGGUUCUCCAACAGAGACAUCUGCUGCCAGGUCAGUGACUGAGAUUGAGAGAAACUCCUGUGAUCACAUGUUGGAAUCGACCUGACUCACCAUUUUUCUGUCUGUCUGUCAGAUUGCCUAUGCAAAAAUCGAAGGAGACCAGAUAGUGUGUGCCGCUUACUCCCAUGAACUGCCCAAAUAUGGUAUCACAGUAGGCCUCACUAACUAUGCUGCGGCCUACUGCACUGGGCUGCUACUGGCUCGUCGGGUAAGAGCUCAAACACACAACAACUUACAGUUAAAACGUGUAUUAUUUGAGUGUUUUCUCACAGUCUCGUGUUACUAUCUAAUCCUCCCAGCUGCUGCACAAGUUUGGCAUGGACCAGGUGUACGAGGGCCAGGUGGAGGUGACAGGAGAUGAGUUCAACGUAGAGAGCAUAGAUGGACAGCCAGGGGCCUUCACCUGUUACCUGGAUGCAGGCCUGGCCAGAACAACUACAGGGAACAAGGUGUUUGGAGCCCUGAAGGGGGCUGUGGACGGAGGCCUGGCUAUUCCUCACAGGUCAGCAUAGCAGUCUUUGUCCUACAUAUAUAACUUGCAGAAGUAUGAGACUUUCAGUUUUUUUCCAGCUGAUUGUGAUUUUUAUUCGUUUGCUGGUGUUUUUGCUUCUUGAUGAUGAUAGAAAACACGCUGAGCAAAAUGUAGUUGGUCCUUCAUUUGCAUUAGCUGAUGUUUACUGUCCUUUCAAGACGGGGCUGAGAGAAGCAAGAUGAACCACAGCAAACACCUGCACUUCUGUUACAGCAGGAGUAAUAAGCAGAAGACAAUGGACUGAUUGAUUUAAGUUAAAAGAUAUUUAAAAACAAGCCAUUAAAACCAUGUUAGUCGAGUCCACGGUCAUUGUUUCCUGGUUGUAAUCCCGAUCCGUGCUCUUCUUUGUCUCUAGUAUGAAACGCUUCCCCGGUUACGACACAGAGAGUAAAGAGUUCAAUCAAGAAGUCCAUCGGAAACACAUCAUGGGCAUGAACGUGGCCGACUACAUGUCUUACCUGAUGGAGGAGGACGAAGAGGCCUACAAGAAACAGUUCUCCCGUUUCAUCAAGAACGGAGUCACGCCAGACACAGUAAGAGACAACAGACCACACCUGGUUGUACAUGCCGCUUUGCCACAAAGCUUUUCUGCGAGACGUGUUUAUUACAAAGUCGGGCUGUGAAGGUUCAGGUAUUUGUGCUAAACCGUUUCAGUACCGCACUUUUGGUUCGAUGUAGACCCAAAUAGCCAGGCCAGAUAAUCAGUGUCUGCCUGUUGCGCUUAUUAUUUCAGCCUGGAUCACCUCAUCUCACAGGGGAAAAAACUGUUUGGGUUUCAUCGACAGCAGGUCUAAAAUGGACCUUAAGUUAGUUGACCCAUCACAAAGUCUUGAUCCUGAAAGCCUACAGUCGUGCAUGGCGCUCCUACGUGUGCAUAUAUUUGUAUGUUUUAGGCCAUUUCUGUGCAGCUCAGACAUGCAGACAGCAGAGGAGCAGUUACACCAAAAACCAGCGUAGGUGACCGUUUUGGAACAAAAGAUACUGUUACAUCCCUCAUAAAAGAGUUACCUAUAAUUAAAGGCGCUGUGAUGAGUUUUUAACUGGCUAAAACAAAUACUGACCUUGAAAAAGCAAAUGAAACCGUCAACACAAGCUUGAUAAAUUAACUGCAGUGUAUUUUAAUGCUUGAAAGUUCAGUGAGGGGGAGGUGUCAGAGCAGAUGAUAUAUGACAGGCUAAAAUAACAGCACCUCUUGAUGCUCACAGUGAGUGAAUUGAAUCACCGAAAGAUGACAUGAGGAGGGUUUUGUCUGAAAACUCAAACAAGUUAUGACUUCGUCCACCAAUACAGACACAAAUCCAAAAAAAGUUCCUCACAGCAGCUUGAAGUGACAUGAUUAUUUGAAACGAAACUGUUGCAUUUUGUUAAAUGAGACGUACCUCAUGAGUCAUGUGAAAUCUUCCUUUCUUACUCGAUAAAAUAGCCCAUGAGUGAUCAUCAAUCAUUCUUGCAAAGUUGUCGGAGUCCUGAAAGCUGUUAUCGUAAGAGUUGUUCAAAUAUAGCAAAAUCAUGAAUCAGAAACGAGUUUCUCUCUGUCGUCAGUGUCCUCAAACAAAUUUAAACCGUUGUGUCAGUAACAUAAUCUGUCCACCAGGGAGCACUGACAAGUAUUUAUUUACUUUUUUUAACAUUCAAAAGAUCCAAUCAAAAGAAAUGAUCGCCACACUUUUUAGAUCCACAAAUUUGAGGAAGAAUUUAUACAACUGUUUGUUUCACAAUUCAGCAGAAGAAAGACAAUAAGUCUGUUUCGACUCAGACGUGUUGUGCCUCAAAAAUAUCAGCAUGAAUACUACAGCUUUAUUAUUACUGCACAUUUAAAUCAGCUUAACCACGGAUUGGAGAAAACGCAAAUGCUGGGUGUAGCUCUUGAACACGGUCUCUAUUCAGCACAACACACUCAAAUCAAAUGUAGACACACAACCAUACGGCUCAGUGGGUUUGGGUAUUAUUUCAUUGUGUAUCAAGGUGGCAUAAGCUGCCUAUGACAGUUUCUCUGCUCAAUUGUAUGUUUGAUACAAAUAUGAAAGUACCUUAAUGUUACGGGUUGUGUGUUUUCCUGGUGGUUUUGACUCCUUUUGUUAGCCGGUUCUUCUGCUUCUUGAUGAUGAUAGAAAACACGCUGAGCAAAAUGUAGUUGGUCCUUCAUUUGCAUUAGCUGAUGUUUACUGUCCUUUCAAGACGGGGCUGAGAGAAGCAAGAUGAACCAAAAGCUGACAGGAGUGAUCACCACAGUGUUAAAGCAGGGGCUUUAAAGUUAUGAACAUAAGUGAAAGAUCUUCUAUAGAAGCCAAAAAAGUGCAAACAGCAAUCCUCAGAUUUUAUUAAUGACUAUAUCUGUGUUUAUUUAUUUUUUUUCUUUAAGGUCGAAGAAAUGUACAAAAAAGCACACGCCAACAUCAGAGCAAACCCCGUACAUGAAAAGAAACCCAAAAAAGACGUCAAGAAGAAGAGGUGGGUCCCUAUUCUCCACAUUUUGAUUGAUUCUUUCUCUUCUGCAAGAUAGAACUAUAACAUACAAGCCAAAACUGAAAUGGCAUUUCCUUUCAGUCAGGGAGAACCGACAGUCCUUUAUUUUUUAAGUAUUUAGUGUCUGCACUAGGAGGCUCCCAGUGCAGAGCGGACAAACAUCGUGUUGAAUGUUAAUGGAGUCGUGUUUGUGCCUCUUUCCGGACAGGUGGAAUCGCGCCAAGUUAUCUCUGGCACAGAGGAAGGAUCGCGUCGCCCAGAAGAAGGCCAGCUUUUUACGAGCACAAGAACAAGAAGCAGGGGACGGUUAG